AACCAAAAAAAUCUGAGAUGAAAGACCAUUCAUCGGCUACUUUGAAAGCUCCAUCACUUGGGGUGAAUGUUCCAUCUAGAAGUCUUCAGGCUCAUAGAUCUGAAGGUGAAAUAUUGUUGUCCCCCAAUCUGAAAGCCUUCACAUUCAGUGAGCUUAAGAAUGCCACUAAAAACUUCCGCCCUGACAGUCUCAUUGGAGAGGGAGGUUUCGGUUAUGUGUACAAAGGAUGGAUUGAUGAACAUACACUUGAAGCUGUGAGGCCUGGAGCUGGAAUGGUUAUUGCUGUCAAGAAGCUUAAACCUGAAGGUUUUCAAGGGCACAAGGAAUGGCUGUCUGAAGUAAAUUAUCUCGGUCAGCUUCAUCAUUCAAAUCUUGUGAAACUAAUUGGAUUCUGCCUUGAUGGGGAUAGCCGACUUUUGGUCUACGAGUACAUGUCCAAAGGCAGCCUUGAAAACCAUCUAUUUAGAAGGGGUGCCCGACCACUUUCUUGGGCAAUAAGGAUUAAAGUUGCUAUAGGUGCUGCUCGAGGGCUUUCCUUUCUGCAUAACUCUGAAGAACCAGUUAUCUAUCGCGAUUUUAAGGCAUCAAACAUCCUUCUAGAUUCUGAAUUCAACGCAAAACUUUCAGAUUUUGGCUUGGCAAAAGCUGGCCCAACUGGUGAUCGGACUCAUGUGUCCACUCAAGUCAUGGGUACUCAAGGCUAUGCUGCUCCAGAAUAUAUUGCCACUGGUAGGCUAACGGCCAGGUGUGAUGUGUAUAGCUUUGGGGUUGUGCUGCUGGAGCUCCUCUCAGGACGCCGUGCAGUCGAUAAAACUAAAGUUGGCGUGGAGCAGCAUCUUGUGGAUUGGGCGAAACCUUACUUGGCUGAUAAGCGCAAGUUAUUUCGGAUAAUGGACACCAAGUUAGAGGGUCAAUACCCUCAAAGAGCUGCUUACAUGACUACGAUUCUUGCAUUACAGUGCAUUAGGGAGGCUAAAUUCCGACCACAGAUGUCCGAAGUCUUAUCCGCUCUCGAGCAGCUCCCCCUCGUUAAGCAUGCCGAUAAUCAAAGAGAAAGAGAAAGAGCCCCCAGUCCAGGGCCGAAGUCCCCGUUAAGACACAAGUACCCUUCACCUGUAAAUUCCACUGCAUCUAAAGGAGGAGGCUCUCCAUUACCAUCAUCCAAAUGAAAAUGAAGACCCUAGAGAGGGACAUGUUCUUUUAACAAUGACCCAAGUAAAUAUUCUUGACUCUCUCGUUUGGCCUGGUAGAUUCUAGUCGAAAAUUUCGCCCGCCCCUCGGUGUUCGGUCUUCGGUCUUCGGUCUGCAUAUGAAGAGGAAUUGCUGUUGGAUGUGGAGUUCUUGUUAACAGCACAGCACAGCAGAGCAGUAGAUGAAAUGGAGCUGAUUUUUGUUUGGGAGGUGGGAAGAUGUUGGGUAGAGAGGAGCCACAAUAAUUUUGCAGAGAAUAUUACCUUUAGCUGUAAGGGAUGGAAAUAUAUAUGAUGAGUAGCGUCAAUAUCAUUAUAAAGUGAGUUGCUUUACCCUGAGGGAUUGUAUUCAGAAUUUGAGAUUGAGAACCAAACCUUCAAAAAAAUAUUUAUAUUACGGAAGCUUUCUUUU
Momordica charantia (bitter melon) is the source of this 1602-nucleotide messenger RNA. NCBI's taxonomy places the organism in Eukaryota, Viridiplantae, Streptophyta, Magnoliopsida, Cucurbitales, Cucurbitaceae. The record is from RefSeq and is a predicted model, not a curated record.